GGGUGGCUCUGACCGAGCACAACCUGAGUCAAACCCUGCGCAAGGUGGAGCACGAGCUGAACAAGUACGAGAACAUCCUGGUUGAGGAAGCCAACGCCAGCAAGGAAAGUGCCGGCCCAGGCCUAGAUAGCGAGUACCCGUACACUCAACUACAUACACAGCCACCCACCCGCCCACAGGGCAACACAGACCUACACACACUGACUGCGGGUAAGACACAGGCGAGCCGUGUGCACGCACGUGGCAUGCACACGCUGUCGGGCGAGAUGAAGGGCGCGAGUGCCGGAGUGCACAAGACCACUGCGAUGGAGGCGGUGGGUGGCAUGAGCAAGCCCGAGCAGUCGUCGUAUGCGG
Messenger RNA from Sphaeroforma arctica JP610, 354 nucleotides. RefSeq lists its product as hypothetical. Lineage: Eukaryota; Ichthyosporea; Ichthyophonida. The annotation marks the transcript as partial. The transcript has a single exon. The record is from RefSeq and is a predicted model, not a curated record.